Fusarium coffeatum is the source of this 3273-nucleotide messenger RNA. RefSeq lists its product as uncharacterized. Gene Ontology annotation, biological process: carbohydrate metabolic process; transmembrane transport; carbohydrate transport. The record is from RefSeq and is a predicted model, not a curated record. Lineage: Eukaryota; Fungi; Ascomycota; Sordariomycetes; Hypocreales; Nectriaceae. The transcript is spliced from 4 exons. Gene Ontology annotation, molecular function: hydrolase activity, hydrolyzing O-glycosyl compounds; carbohydrate:proton symporter activity. The coding region runs from base 1 to 3273 and encodes 1090 amino acids. Gene Ontology annotation, cellular component: membrane.
AUGACGUCUGAGAAGCCGCAUUCUACGGUUAAACAGACUACCACCGGCGCCAUGAAGGAACAGUCGCAACACGCUGAAGCUAGUGCCGCCACGGCGCUAGAACAUGAGCUCACGUUUCGAGAUGCCGUGCGGCUCUAUCCCAAGGCUAUCUUUUUCUCGCUAGUCUUUUCGAUGGCUAUUAUUAUGGAGGGCUAUGAUAUGGCUCUCAUUGGUUCAUUUUAUGGCUAUGAAUCAUUCCGCAACAAAUAUGGCAACCAACCAAACCCCGACGGCGGAAUGGUGAUUUCAGCAGAUUGGCAAACAUACAUCCAAGUCGGCGGCAUGUGCGGCCAGAUCUUUGGCCUGUAUCUCAACGGCUGGGUUUCCGAUGCCAUCGGCUACAAAAAGACCAUGAUUCUAGCCCAGAUUAUCAUGAUCGCUUUUACGUUCAUCGUAUUCUUCGCAAAGAAUAUCGAGAUGAUCCUGGCGGGACAGAUCCUCAUGGGUAUCCCCUGGGGUGUGUUUCAAACCUUGACUCUCGCAUACGCGUCGGAUAUUGCCCCGGUCGCUCUGAGACCUUAUCUCACUGCUUAUGUGAACCUGUGUUGGGUUAUUGGGCAGUUGAUCUCCGCAGGAAUACUGCGCGGACUUCUGAAUCUAGACAACGAGUGGUCGUAUCGCGUGCCGUUUGCGUUGCAAUGGCUUUGGCCACCCUUCAUUAUACUCGGAACCAUCUUUGCGCCUGAAUCGCCUUGGUGGUUGGUACGACAGGGUCGUCAUGUCGAUGCUAAGGAGGCGAUUCUCAAGCUCGUCAGUCCUCAACCUGAUAUCAAGUUUGACGCUGAUGCGCAAGUGUCCAUGAUACAUGAGACGAAUGAGCUUGAAAAGGCUACGUCGGCGGGUACAAACUAUUGGCAUUGUUUCAUGAGAGCUGACCUACGACGUACGGAAAUUGCAUCGAUUACUUAUGUCGCUCAAGCGAUGUGCGGCAGCGUUCUCAUGGGCUAUUCCGUCCAAUUUUAUGAGCGCGCCGGAUUAUCGUCAAGCAACGCAUUUACUCUCAACAUUGUACAAUAUUCUGUCGGUGCGAUCGGCGUCAUUCUUUCAUGGUUUCUCAUGUCCAAAUUUGGACGACGUACCCUUUACAUCGCAGGAACAUCCAUGCUUUUCAUCAUUCUUCUCGUCGUCGGCGGUCUCGGUUUCGCGCCGCAAAAGAACUCUGGUCCAUCCUGGGCAGUCGGCAGUCUACUAAUCUUCUACACAUUUAUUUACGACUUAGCAGUCGGACCAAUCUGCUACACCAUUGUCGCAGAAAUUCCCUCCACGCGUCUCAAAGCGAAAACAAUUGUGCUGGCGCGCAACUUUAAUAAUAUGGCCGGCCUGGUCAAUAAUACCCUUAUGCCAAGAAUGCUCGGUAUACAUGCAUGGAACUGGGGUGCGAAAACGGGUCUCUUUUGGGCGGCGUUUUGUUUUCUUAUUAUGGUGUGGGCAUAUUUCAGAUUGCCGGAGCCCAAAGACAGGACGUUUGGAGAAUUGGAUGUUUUGUUUGAACAUAGAAACACUACUCCACGCCCACGAUGGCAUCCUGCGCCUACAUACCAUCUCAAAGCACCAAGAGGAUGGAUCAACGAUCCUUGCGCGCCUGGAUAUGAUGCCUCUACUGGUACAUACCAUCUAUCAUAUCAAUGGAACCCCAAAUCCUGCGAUUGGGGUGACAUCACUUGGGGCCAUCUCACAAGCAGAGACGGAUUAACAUGGAAGCAAAACACUCAAAACCCCGUCCUAGAACCCUCAGAAACAUACGACAAGGAAGGUAUCUUUACAGGAUGUCUCCACCCCACUGGCCUCCAAGGCGAAGAAGGCCAACUCACAGUUAUCUACUCCUCCAUCACACAUCUCCCCAUCCACUGGACUCUCCCAUACACACGCAACUGCGCCGGUCUCUCAGUAGCAACUUCAAACGACGGAGGCAAGACAUGGCAAAAGAGCGAACAAAACCCCAUCUUAGACGGUGAACCAGAAGGCGUCACAGUAACCGGCUUCCGCGACCCUUAUCUAGCCGAAUGGCCCGCCAUGGACGAGCUCCGCGGCGAAGCGAGCCUGUACGGUUUUGUUUCAGGAGGUAUCGUCAACGCCGGCCCGACAGUCUUUCUUUAUGCUAUCUCACCGACCGAUCUCACCCAGUGGACCUACCUCGGCCCUUUAACCGACCUCCCCACCGGCUACAGCCCCUCCGGCCGAUGGGGCGGCGAUUUCGGUGUGAACUGGGAAUGCGUCAACUUCAUGACUCUUCACAACGACACCGAGGAAUGUCCGUUUAUGCUUAUGGGAACGGAAGGUGGAGUUAAGCCUGGUGCGAAGGAGGGUGCUGAGCAGUGGUCUUUGUGGAUGGCUGGAUCUCUGGAGCAGACUGCUGAAGGCCCGAGAUUGAAGCAUGAGUUUGAUGGGAUUUUGGAUCAUGGGUGUCUUUAUGCGCCGAACUCGUAUGAGCAUCCUAUUACGAAGAAUAGGAUUGUUUGGGGGUGGUUGAAGGAGGAUGAUUUGACGUUGGCGAGACGUGAGACGAAGGGAUGGACUGGAUACUUCUCUCUCCCGAGGGAGCUGUUCUUGUACUCUGUCGAUAACGUUACAAGAAGUCUUACGUCACCACUGGAGGAUCUUGGCUGUGUCAAGGCUGUUGAGAACGGAAGAGGAUCAUAUACCGUCCAGACAUUAGGCAUCCAGCCAUUGCCAAACCUGCAAGAUCUCAGACGAGGAAAGCCCGCUUACUGGAACAACGUCGUCAGCAGUACUGGACUCGGAAGCCUCAUCAAGUCUCACUCUGGAUCUUGGGAGCUAGAAGCCACGAUAAAGGUGUCGCCUAAUGAUCAAGGAGUGGGCUUCUGGAUCCGACAUAACGAGGAUCUAUCCCAAGGCACAGCCAUCCACUUCUCUCCCCAAACCGAAACAAUCACAAUCGACAAGAGCAAGUCCAACAACGAAGCCAAUAUCGAAAAGGCCCCUGCUUCAGGCCCAUUCACACUCUUCUACUCUGAUAGAAACGGAUCAGAGGAGCUUGAGAAGUUACACUUGCGCAUCUUCUGCGACGGCGAUGUUCUGGAAGUGUUUGCCAAUGAUCGCUUUGCUUUGUCGACUAUGGUGUACGCUGAUACGAGGGACUGCACUGGAAUUAGCUGGUUUGUUGAUGGUCAAGGGCCGGGUGAGACUGUUUUUGAGUCUGUUAAGUUGUGGGAGAAUAUGAAGGAGGUAUUGGAGGUUGAUGAGCCUGUUGUUUAUGAGCGAAGCCAGCUAUGA